This is a messenger RNA of Frankliniella occidentalis (western flower thrips), 1950 nucleotides long. RefSeq names its product paramyosin, short form. Lineage: Eukaryota; Metazoa; Arthropoda; Insecta; Thysanoptera; Thripidae. The record is from RefSeq and is a predicted model, not a curated record.
CGCAGCCUCAGUGUAGGCCCACCAUCCCGUCAGCGAGCAGCCGUCCGCAGCACCAGCGAGCAGCUGCACGACCAGCCUACCGCCUUCGAACUUCGCCGCCGCCGAAAACUUCAUUCCGAAACUUCUGAUUUGCCUGGAGUGCCUGUGUGUGCCUGCGACCCCCGUUCGUCCCUUGACCCCCCCGGCCCCAGCAUGCCUCGACAGCGCGAGCUCAGCAUGCCGAUCCCCCGCUGGCAGAAGCCCGCCACCAAAUACUAUGACAACAACUACAGCUUCGGCAUGAACUUUUACCAGCCCAUGAUCGACUGGUUGGACGACCGUGACCGCGGACUGCGACCCCGUCCACCCCCCCACCUACCCUGGCUCAACGAGCGCGGGCUUAAAAAGUACGACCCAUCGCAGCAGGGCAUCAAGACGUACAGCGCCGGGAGAGCAGAGCAGCUCGCAGUAGAAGCGCAGCUCAGAGCCCAGGAGUCGCUGCGAGAGACCAAGGAAGGCCCCAUCUUCCACCCGCGGUCGCCGUUCUCGCUCGCCAAGCAAGUCGAAGUCGCCACCUCCCUGACCAAGAAGGUGCUGGGUCACUCGUCGUACGAGGAGCGCCACGCCGACAAGUACCUCAAGGAGAAGGAGCUCGCCGACCUCCGCCGCCGCACCGAGGAAGCUCUGCUAGACCUCAACCCGAGGAGGAUCAUGGCCACCACCGACCUGGAGAGCAGCUCCUACCGCGCCAAGUCCCGGCGCGCCAUCGCCAACGAGCUCAUCAUGGAGUCCAUGAGGCACCUGCAGGACAGCCGCACCGAGGAGCAGAUCCGCAAGGCCUACUCCGACACCCGGCGGGGCGUGCGCACGUACCAGACACCCUACUGGUUUCUCGCGGACGGUAGUGUAGUGGACAACCCCUACCUGAACCGGUCGCCGCGCCAGGUCGCCGGCGACAUCCUGACCGGCAGUCUCAAGGUCCUCCAGGAGUGCGAGACGACGGCGCAGGUGCGACACGCCCUGAGGACGGCCAGGAAGGACCUCAACCACUACUUUAACCCCAUCGAGGACAAGGAAGACAUCGAGGACAGAAAGAAGGAGAAAGCGAGACAGAGACAACUCCUGAUGAAGACACAAUUGCUGUUCAAGUGAUUUCCCUCCCCCUUUACUGCCCCUAACAAGCCUCUCCACCCCAUCCCUCAACUACCCGCAAUUGUAAAUAUUUUGCCCUUUUUGCUCAUUUUCUAAACAACCCCUGACAUUCCCUUGCCCCUUCCCCUUACCUACCAACCAUCACCUCCCCGUACCCUUAAACCCCCUACCACUUCACACUCUUCAUAUCCCCACCAUCCCUGACCCUUCUUUCCUCCCCAUUCCCCACCCCACCCUCUUGCUCCACUCCACUCCCUCCCCACCUUCCCUAAACUUGACUCAACUUCUUACUGUGAUCUUUGCCCCACCUUAUUAUUCACUUUCUUUAUCUCCUUGCUUAUACUAUCAUUCAUUUUUUCAUAAUCCACUUCAGUCCUUUCAUUUCUUCUCUUCGCCCCUUCCUCUCCAUCCUACCAUUCUCCUAGGGUAUUUUAACGUUCCUUUCCUGUGGAACUAUUAUUAUUCCUAUUAUUUGUAUAUUCUGUUAUUUCCUGUCCAACUUCGCUAUUUAUUGUUAUUUAUUUUGUGUAAAUUGCUGAGUAUUUGCUCUCUUUUCUUUGUUGUCUUGCUCUUUGAAAAUUAAUGCUCCGGCAGUGAGCGCACAGUGAUGUGUAACUACGAAAACUAUAUGAACCUUUACGAACUGUUUUACAAACCACUUCCGAGUUCGGACCUGAUCUUGAAAAGUGUUCAUGAUGUGAUUUUUUUUAAACCAGAGACUGCUGUAAGUUAUCGAAGUAGAGAUCAUGUUCAAGACUUUUUCCUCGUUUUUACCUACAUUAUAAAUUUAUGACCAAUAAAAACAUUUGUAAAACUUUA